Molecule: messenger RNA, 435 nt
Organism: Acanthisitta chloris (rifleman)
Lineage: Eukaryota; Metazoa; Chordata; Aves; Passeriformes; Acanthisittidae
Gene: PTRH1
Product: peptidyl-tRNA hydrolase 1 homolog (S. cerevisiae)
Exons: 4
Molecular function (GO): peptidyl-tRNA hydrolase activity
Source: RefSeq, a predicted model, not a curated record
UGUGCUGACGUGGCCCUGGCCACGGCACACGGCGUGGAGCUGGUGCUGCUCAAGCCACGGAGGCUCAUGAACCUCAACGGGCUCAGCGUGGCCAGUGCUGCUAAGACCUACAACCUUGGCCCAAAAGAUGUUUACCUGGUUCAUGACGACCUGGACAAGGCCCUGGGCAAGGUGGCGAUCAAGCAGGGAGGCAGCGCCAGGGGACACAACGGGGUCAGAUCCUGCAUCAGUGCUUUGCACUCCAACGAGAUGACCAGGCUCAGGGUUGGAAUCGGGCGGCCAGAGGGUGACGUGACAGUGUCCAGCUAUGUCCUGGCUCCGUUCAGCGCUGAGGAGAGGGAGAGGCUGGAACAGGUCCUGGCCCAGGCAGUGACCUGCCUGCUGGAGCACAUCCAGUGCAGAGUUCCCGCAGGGCAGUCAGGGCACAGGGGCUAA